This is a messenger RNA of Tympanuchus pallidicinctus (lesser prairie-chicken), 2780 nucleotides long. It is a transcript of the gene TAF8, whose product is annotated as TATA-box binding protein associated factor 8. The transcript has 8 exons. The record is from RefSeq and is a predicted model, not a curated record. Gene Ontology annotation, biological process: transcription initiation at RNA polymerase II promoter. Bases 129 to 1067 code for a protein of 312 amino acids. Gene Ontology annotation, cellular component: transcription factor TFIID complex. Lineage: Eukaryota; Metazoa; Chordata; Aves; Galliformes; Phasianidae. Gene Ontology annotation, molecular function: protein heterodimerization activity.
CUGCUGCUCGUUGUCCUCGCUCCCUCUCGAGCGCGCCGGCAGAGCUGGGAUGAGCCGCAGGCCCCGCGCGCCGCCUACAGCCCCCAGAGUGCACCGCGCGCCUCGAGCGCGGCCCCGGCGCCUCACACAUGCGCAUCGUGCUGUAUGGCUCCAAGAUGGCCGACGCGGCGCCCGGCGGUUCCGGCACGAGGUCGGGCAGCAAGCACACGACCACGCCGGCGGAUAACUACUACCUGGCCCGAAGGAGGACUCUGCAGGUGGUGGUCAGCUCCUUGCUCACUGAAGCUGGCUUUGAGAGUGCUGAAAAGGCUGCGGUGGAAACACUGACAGAGAUGUUACAGAGCUAUAUUUCUGAAAUUGGAAGGAGUGCAAAGUCCUACUGUGAGCAUACAGCCAGAACACAGCCUACACUCUCUGAUAUAGUGGUUACUUUAGUGGAAAUGGGGUUCAAUGUUGAAACGCUUCCCGCAUACGCAAAGCGCUCCCAGAGGAUGGUCAUCACUGCCCCUCCUGUGACAAAUCAGCCUGUGACUCCCAAAGCCCUGACAGCUGGGCAGAACAAGCCACAUCCAUCCCACAUCCCUGGCUAUUUUCCUGAGUUUCCAGAUCCUCAUACCUACAUCAAGACACCAACAUACCGAGAGCCAGUGUCUGAUUACCAAGUGCUGCGGGAAAAGGCAGCGUCUCAGCGGCGCGACGUGGAAAGAGCUCUCACCCGCUUCAUGGCUAAGACAGGAGAAACGCAGAGUCUCUUCAAAGAUGACGUUAGCACAUUCCCAUUGAUUGCUGCCAGGCCUUUCACUGUACCCUACUUGACAGCUCUUCUCCCCUCUGAGCUGGAAAUGCAGCAAAUGGAAGAAACAGAUUCAUCUGAGCAAGACGACCAGACAGACACAGAGAACCUCCCCUUGCAUAUGAGCACGGAUGAUUCCGGACCUGAAAAAGAGAAUGCUUCAGUAUUACAGCAGAACACCUCCUUGUCUGGCAGCCGGAAUGGGGAGGAGAAUAUGAUAGACAACCCUUACCUCCGGCCAGUGAAAAAGCCCAAGAUCCGCAGAAAGAAAUGAAGUGUGGUCAGCUGGCUGCUAGAAGAAAGAGGAGCCCAUUUCUCUGGCUGUUAUGAGUUGUCACCUCUGCUGCUGUGGGUAGGAGGCAUGGAGCACAGGAGGGGCAGUCUGACCGAGUGACAGAAGCAGAGGAAUGAUCUGCCUAACAAACUACACUGUCAUCACUGUUUGCACUGCUCCCUCUUUCUCCUCUGCUUUCCUCCUAACUGGGAUUCCUAAGUGGUCAAUUGCCUUAAAAGUGGUGAAAACCACUGAGUUACAGAUGGGAAUUGUCUCAUUUGGUUUCUUCUGACUGUUGGGGAGAUUUACUCUUUAAAGAGGCGUGGGAUGCAAAGAUUCUUGCUGCUCUACAGAACACAAAGACAUAAUUUGUUUUUGGCUGCCUUACAAGCUAGGAAAGAAACUUCUGCAGUGAACCUUGUUUAGCUUUAUAAUCUGUGAAGCAUGUAUUUAGAGAGAGAAAAAUCCCACAGAGGUUUCUUUCUUUUGGUUGUUGGCAGGUAAAAGCAAACACGUUUAUUGAAGAAUGAAGUGUAAAUGAAAGCUAAGAUGGCAUUUAUUCUCAGCUUUUCUGACUGCAGCUGCACUUCCAACUUAAAAGUGCUGAGUGUGGUGUUUACCCUACUCUGCUUUGAGAUUAUUUGCUAGCAGUACCAAUGGCAGAUUCAGCAGCUGCCUCAGGCUCUUUUUGAGUUCUGUUGUUAGUUUCAGCACAGCACAAGUCCUUUGAGAGUUCAUGCCUUCACCAGCUGUUUUGAAAGAUUCUUGCUGCAAAGCUUGGAGUAUGGAAUAAAGCUGUAUUGAUUACAGUCUGCAGGGCUGUGCUAUCGAUCACGCUUUUUAAUUUUGUCUUUGUUCAGUAUGGGCUCUUAUCAACAGAAGUUGCUCUUUUUUCUUUUCUUUCUUUUUUUUUUUGUUGUUGCUAUUGUUGUUCCCUUUUUUCCUUAGAGAAGGACCUUUAUUUCAGCUCUGAAAAUGACUGCUGGUGGGAUUGCUGUAAUUGUUAUCCAAUUAUGGAGGCCUUUCCUUUACUUUUCAUUUAGUCUUUACUUAGGGAAAAUAUGCACAGAAUUCCUGUAACAAAGUACUCCUAAGUACUUGUUUGGUACAGUCUCCCAAGCAUGAUAUUAAUACCUGAAUUCUGUAGUUCAUACUACAUCAGCUUUUUCCCAUUCAUGCAGGUAAGUUCUGAAGGGAAAGUUGCUUUUAAGCAGUAGUCAAAACUGCACCUCUUUUAGAUGAGAAUUUGGUGCUGCGAGGCAAAGCCUGCCUGCUUCAGACUGCCAACUUACUGCUCCCAGAGCAGUGCCUGGUGCACAGUCAGUUGCAGUCAGAGGGAACAGAGUUACGUGUGGUUUGUUCUCUUCUGUUAGUGAAGGUACCCCUCUGUCCCCAUCACCCAGAGAGGAGGAAGAAGAGGAAUUAUUUCAGCAAGAUUGGAAGUAUUCCUGACAAACUAUUUGAAAUCGCAUCUUUAGCAAAAAAAAGUCCUGCAUGUGCCAUUGCCACUUUUGCUGGUGCCUUGGUUGUACAGAAAAUCAAAUGUACAGACAUUAUGUGUAUAUAUAUAUGUAUAUAAAAAAAUAUAUCUUUUUUUUUUUUUUUUUUCUACCUUGGAUUAGAUGUUUUUCAUAAUGAAAAUAUCUCUUUCUGAAUAGGGGAAAAUCUGGAAUGAAAAUAUGUUCAUAAUAAAAGAGAUUUUAUCUUCUACAA